This is a messenger RNA of Sphenostylis stenocarpa, 1317 nucleotides long. The record is from the annotation of a GenBank genome assembly. NCBI's taxonomy places the organism in Eukaryota, Viridiplantae, Streptophyta, Magnoliopsida, Fabales, Fabaceae.
AUGUUCGAGCAGCUGCAAAAAGCAAAAGAAGCAGCAUCACAAGCCCCCCGAAACGCUAAAAUCCAAUGUGUAACACGCCAUCUCCGUACCCGAGAGCAUUUCGCCAAACACUACUUUCCUAAGUUACUGUCAUUUGGUCUUAUCCAUCAUGGUGAUCCCAAACUACAACUGGGAGAACGGUACAAGAAAAGGUGGGCAGCACUGUACAUCGACAGCACCGGAAAAUCCCCACAAGAACUGCACAGAAAGGUUGAAGAAAAUAUCGAAACCCUGAAGCUCCUCUUUGAGGAGGAUCUUUUCACCGACAAUAAAACGUUUUCAGAGUACCAAAAACAUGGUUUUAGAACUAAGUGGGAAAUGAUCAAUUGGACGCUGUUCGUGGACGGGUGCGCGCUGCUGCAUAUUCUGGAACAUGCGAAGCUCGACCCAACGCAGAAAAUGAACUUGAAGGUUGACCAGCUUGUACUUGUGAUGCAGGACGUGCUUCUGCUAGAGAACCAGCUUCCGUUCCUGUUGCUGAAUCUUCUGUGGAGGGACACCGACAAAAAGUUGAUGAAAACCAUGCAAGAGUUUCUUCAUUGCCACCAUUGGGCCACCAAAGAUGAAGACAAGGUAAAAUUGGAAGAGGAAUUCCCUACUCAUCUUCUCGACCUUCAACGCUCUAUCAUCCUCUAUGAACCUAAGGAGGAAAAAAACAAGGGAAAACAUAAUGUUCCAAAUAAAAACACAGGAAAGGGACGUAAGACUCCAACCGAGGACAUGAUCACAUACAGGAACAUAAAGGAGUUGAAAGCGGCAGGUAUUGGAUUCAAGUCAAGCAAGACACGUAGACCAAGAGAUGUAUCUUUCCACUAUGGUGUGUUCCAUUCAACAUUGAUGCUACCUGAGAUCGUUGUUGAUGACACAAUAGCUGCUACUGUGCUCAACCUGAUAGCGUAUGAGAUGUGUCCUGAUUUUGAGAAUGACUAUGGGAUUAGCUCUUAUGUGACCUUCUUGGACUCACUCAUAGAUCACCCCGAUGAUGUGAAGGAAUUGAGAUCAGAAAAAAUUCUGCUGAACUCACUAGGGAGUGAUGAGGAAGUGGCUAACCUUUUCAACACCCUUAGUACUGACUUAGUGCCUAACAUGGCGCAAUAUGCUGAUGUUAGAGGUGACAUUGAGAGGCAUUACAAAGAUAAAGGUAGGACUUGGGUGGCUCUUGCGUAUACUAAAUAUUUCAGCAACCCUUGGGCCAUCAUUGCAUUCAACGCUGCAAUUGUAGGUCUUGUCCUAACUUUUGUCCAAACAUGGUACGCCAUUUAUCCCGCAAAACCCUAA